UAUUUAGGCAACAGCAAGAGGAGAGACUCUGACGUUUAAGAACCGUGACUUGGAACCAAAGCGUUGCUCGGAGGAAAAGUCAGAGCCGCAACCGUCGCUGUUAUCAAUAAACAGGGAAGCAUUAAUCACUGAACUAAAAACGCUGGAGAAAAACAGCCCAGGGAAGACUGAGGACAGGAAAAGGACAACCGGCCGGCGCCGCGGCUCACUAGGCUAAUCCUCCGCCUUGCGGCGCCGGCACACCGGGUUCUAGUCCCAGUUGGGGCACCAGAUUCUGUCCCGGUUGCUCCUCUUCCAGGCCAGCUCUCUGCUGUGGCCAGGAAGUGCAGCGGAGGAUGGCCCAGGUGCUUGGGCCCUGCACCCUAUGGGAGACCAGGGAGACCAGGAGAAGCACCUGGCUCCUGCCAUCGGAUCAGCGCGGUGCGCCAGCCACAGUGUGCUGGUUGCGGCGGCCAUUGGAGGGUGAACCAACGGCAAAGGAAGACCUUUCUCUCUGUCCACUCUGCCAAAAAAAAAAAAAAAAGAAAGAAAGAAAGAAAGAAAGGGACAACCGCGAUGGAGUUCAAGAGGAGGAGCCAACAAGUAAAUCCAACCGCAGGUUUUACUGAAGAGCAGGGAGGCACGGAAGGCACUGAACACGCAAGACACGGAGGGGGUGGGUGGCCUCCGCCUCCCUCACGGCUCCCACAGGGAUUUGCAGACGUCAGCCGAGACCUCCAUGCUGCGAAAUUUGGGGGCCAGCGCUCGGCCCCCCGACUCGUCCCUCAGCGGCCGUGGUCCCAGCGAUCCUGCCUCCUGCCCCUGAGGCCCCCAGCGGUCACUGCCCACCGCUGGCCAGUCCGGCCCUCGCCUUCUCCUCUCCAUGCACCCCCAAGCUGUCAUCUCCUCCCAGGGAUGUCAACAUCACCCCAGCCUCAAACUCACACCCACACCCACGCUGUCAGUCAAAGCACGCACGCUUGACGUCACCUAACAGCGGCGCCAAACUGCACCUGCCCCAAACGAAAAUCCCAACCUUCCUCUGCCCUGGAACUCGGCCCCUGCGGCCCUUGGUGCACAGGUCCUCUGGUUCAGCCUCCCUAAAGCACCCAGAGACGCCAUCUCCAGCCUUGCCAAUCUCUCAUCCCCGAUCAACCCAGGGCUGGUCCCUCGCCUCCCUCAGGCCACGCUGUCUGCCCCUACCCCAGGCUCGCCCUGGCCUUCCUGUGGGCCGACAGCACGCUCGGCUCGGGAGAAUCCUGACGCAGAAGCGCCGACCAAGCAAAGGAACCGAGGAGCCCCGCGUGGCUGCACCCGACGCCAUCACAAAGCCUCCGCGAAACGGGUGAAUUCCAAGAGCACAGGGGGUCACCCCACGGAUCCAGGAAGGGAGAAGUCUGAGUGGGGGGCAGGCAGAGAGGCAGACGCCGUGAGGCAGCCACUCCAAAACCCGAGACAAGCACGAUGCGAACGGAAGCUGUCGUGGGAAACCGCCAGGUUCCCGCGCCCGCCCGGCCUGCAUCGCGGUGGCAGAGACCGAGGGGUGCCGCUGCCGGGCUUUGUGGCUUUACUGCCACUUACCUUCCUGGAAGUUGUCUUGGAUUCACACCUGCCUCCCAGGGGCCCCUCCCCCACCUUGGCUACUGAACGCAUCCAGGGCCGACUCCGAGCUUCCGUCUGGACCUGCCCCUCCCUCCUGGCUGUCCUGCUGGAAGCCCCGAGCCUGCCCUGCCGCCUGCCUGCCUGCCUUUCACGCCCAGGGCCACCCGUCAGCCUCUCUCGCUGGCUCUAUUUUGAACACAGACCCCAAAUCGCACCCGCCGCCUGCCCCGCUCAGUGCUUCUAACAGGUGUCCCUGCUCCCACCUCCCCGGGCGUGUUCAGCACAGAAGCCGGAGUGCUCGGUGCUCGGCACAGUCCAGCCCCGAUGGCUGCCCAGCCCCAGGCCCUUCCUGCCCUCGGUGCCUCGUGGCCUCCACGGGGCUCCUGCAGCCACACAGGCCGCCCUGUUUUCCCCGACAAUCCUGGGCCUGGCACUCCGUACACAGGCUGGGGUUCAGGUCCUGCCCCUGCUGCUCACGCACUGUGCGGCCCCGGCCUGGUCACUCAGCUUCUCUGGGCUUUGGACUCUCCCCAAAGGCACCACGCGUGGGCUGCGGGUCAACCUCACUGCCAUGGACACCCCCUGACCACAGUGCACCCUGCUCGUAGGUUCUCGGCGCCUCGGGGCCGCUUUGGCAUUGAGCUGCCUUCCAGAAGGGACCACUAGUGAACGUCACCUCCUGUCUGCUUCUGUGGUGGCCACGCCCCGCCACGCAGUGGGUCCACAGGUGCAGGGAGCCGGCUGCCUCAGCGCUGAGUGUUGGGGGGCCUGGCCUGGGGACGCCACCAGGAGGAGGGGACGCCCAGGCUGAGCCCCCAGGGGGCCACGGCGGUCUGCACCAGCGGCUCCUGGCUGGGUGGGGGCCAGGCGAGCACGCGGGGCUGGGGAGCGGCGGGGAGGAGGGGGCCCGUGGUGUGUGCUGAUUCUUCCGGGCCUGGUUCCCAGAACCUGUCCUUGAUCUAUGGUGAGGAAACCAAGGCCCGGGCAGCCGCCGAUGCUGCUGCUGCCCACUGGACCACGCGGCCGCCGUCGUGUGGGCCGGGCAGUGCAGCCCCCAUCUGCAGCUGGUGCCACACGGCCACCGUCGUGUGGGCCGGGCAGUGCACCCCCCAUCUGCAGCUGGCACAGCGGGCCGCGUCUGCACCCUAACAGGGAAGAUAAGGGAGCACCUGGCAAUUUGCAUAAUGAAGCUUCCAGAACUGUCAGCCUGGCAACAGAAAGGCUGGCGGUGCGGGGGCCGGCAGAGGCGGCGGCGGCCCAACGGGAGUAAGUGCCAGGUGAGCCGCGAAGCAGCCCGCGGCGGCCAGGGUGGGUGUGGGGCGGCGCGGGCUUCCCGCUGAACCCCCAGGGCCACCCAGGCCGGGGGGCGGGAGCCGGGUGAGCUCCUGUGGAGACCCCAAGGCUGCUCACGGGAGGAGCGAGGAGCGGCAGCGCCCCCCCCCCCCCACCGCACACGUCCAGCGCGGCUGGGCGGGGCACAGGCCGGGCGAGGAGGCGGAGCAGCGGAACUCACCUGUCACCCAGGCAAGGCCCCCCAACCCGGAAGUCCCGGACCCGCGGCCACGGCCCUCGGCGCCUUGGGUCCCCACGCUGUGGCUUCCCGGCUACGGCUGCCUAACGGUGACGUCCCGGCAGUUCUGGAGCUAAGCUGCGGCCGGUGUCUCCCGAGCACUUCCGAGACUGGAGACUGACCCUGCAGGCCCUGGAAGACGGCUCGGGCGCUCUCCCAAGGCGGCUGGCGCCGGUCCUAACGCGCAACAAAAGGCUUCUAGAACGUUCCUAGCAAGGCGGAAUUGAAAGAUGCAUUUUACCUGGGGGAACGGGGCGGGGGGGGGGGGGAUCCGUGCAGAGCUUCUCCACAAUACACGUCUUCCACGCACUGACUCUCGUGCGUGUCCUGUCCCCCAGGUGUACACCUGUGCAGGUACAACGGCCCCCAAAGACGUCUCGCCCCCCAGAGGUAAAAGGGACCUGCUGUGUGACAAGGGGAGGAGGCUGCCAGGGGAGGCGACCCUGGCCUGGUCGCUGGGCCCCAUGCAAUCCCGGGGGUACCCGGAAGAGGAGGUGAGAGAGGGAGGUGUGCAGGGGACGCCAGGACCGAGGCCAGUGCAGGAAGGGGCCCAGGCCCAGGACGGCAGGAGGCCUCUCCAGGAGCUGGGCGAGGGCACUACUUCACCCCCAGCAGCUCCCGGAAGCAGCCCGCACUGCCCACACACGCUGUCAGGCACCCCUGAGCCCCAGAGCAGACUCCCAGCCACCGAGGCUGGUUCACCGGUGACAGCCGCUGGGGGGACGUCACCCCGGGCCUCGGGGCCGUCUGUGCCACAGGAUGGAUGCACCCAGCCAGCCGCUUCCCCCUCCCGCUCGGCUGGGCACGGGGGACAGCGCGUGGCACUGCGCCAUGGACACUUUCUGCAGGGACCACACAAGGCGCUGCUUGGGACAGCCCCGCCCCUCGAAAGUACACGCGUCUGCACAGCUCUGCCGGUAACAAAACCUGCCGACACCACCAGCUCACCGGAGCGCCACGAGGGCCGAUGGAGGGCCCAGGGUCCAGAGGGUGCCGGCCGACAGACGCCCUUCCCCACGUCCGCUCCCCUCCCUGAACUGCGUCUGGAACCUCUCGGCCUGACUCCAAGGCCAGCCCGGGGUCAGCCCCCGAUCACGGAAGCCCGGGGCUGGGUGUGUGACCACAGCUGGCCAUGGCCCUGCACUCGGAAGCCUGGUCCUCUGGAAGCUGGUGGCGGCCGAUGCAGGGGGGCCUGACCCCAGUCUCGGGAGUGGAGCUGAGAAAAGAAUCCUUCCCUCCCUUUCUCGUGCGAGUCAGGCUGGCUUGGGGCUCCCAAGGCCAGCGCCAGAGGGCUCUGACGCUGUCACUGGGCGCCAGGCCAGGCCAGGAGGGACCAGGGUCUCCCGCUUCCUGCCCAGGGUGUCAGAGCCCGGGCAGACCCCUGACUCGCUCCAUUCUGUAACCUCCCUGGGAGGAAAGCAGAGUUGACGAUUCCAUUUUACAGUUGGGUAAAGCGAGGCUCAGGGCCACAGAGCCCGGCUCUUCCGCGUCCAGCACGGAGCUAUGAAUAGCACAGGGAGCGGGGCGGGGGGGGAUCUGCACACGCUGCUGGCUGGACGCACCUUCCUACCCCUCACUGACCUGUCCCUCGGGGAGGAGCCACCAGGACUGACGUCACUCACGUGGGACGUCCCCCAUGGAAGCGGGCAGGCAGGGUGCCUGGAGCCCGGCCCGGCUUCCUGCUCCUUGGCCAGGGUCGGGGCACCUUGGGCUGGAGUCAGAGGCCUCCCCGGUGAGCCACAGUCCCUGACGGGGCUCCGCCAGGACACCUGCCCUGGACCCAGCUGGGUGGGCCAUGUUCCUGCUCCGCCCUCAGCUUUCCCGUCUGCGAGGGCGGAGGCCACCGGCAGCCACGAGCGUGAGCGGGGACAUAGACCGUCCCCUGCUGCGCCGUGAGGCAGCCCCGGCCGACACCAGGCUGGAGCCCUGUGCGAGACCCUGAGCCACGCACUCCCGGGAUGGGGGAAGUGGCUGCUCCAUUUCGGAACAUCCUGGGAGACCCAGGGAGCAGGAUGGCUGGGGGGGCCACCCGGCAAGGUCACCCUCCCCUGCGCCCUCGGGGAAUGGGGCUCCGGCCUCGGCCUGCACAGCCCAGGGGACCGGCGCCCACUGUCCACCCAGGGUGGCAGGUGCAGAGGGCGCCACUGGGUCCUCGCCCGCUGAGGUCGGCUCCAGCCCAGGCCGGCGGGGAUGGCGGCUCCACGGCCUUGUCUUCUGCUUUGCGUGAGAGGAGCUGGCCAGGGUGCAGCUCCCGUGGGGGCCGCCCGCCUGCAGGACACUCGGUCCACCCCCCCAGCUGGCCGUCCCCUUUCUCCGGGAGCCCCGGUGGACUGGGCUUGUGCAGGUGACAGGACCCGGUGUGGCUGCAGGUGCCUGGGGCACAGAGGCCACGGCUACAGCUAACGGUCAGCUGUGGUGGCAGACUCCCUGGGGUUUGGUUGUGCCUGUGGCACACUCCUGGCAGGGUCACUGGGCUGCGUGGAGGGUGGCUGAGCCAUGAAGGGCUCCCGGCACUGCCCGGCCCUGGCUGUGAGGCUGGGGGCACCUGCCGGGGGUCACGGCGCACUCCCUGACUGCCCCUCCCCCCCACAGCCGCCAAACCCAGCCCCUGCUCUGGGAGGCAUCGUCUCCCAGAACUGACCUCGCUCUGUUCCCGCGGCAAGCGAGCCGUCCGGUGUCCCUGCAGACGUGAGAGGCCAGAGGUGGGGGAGGGGACGUGGGCUGUGCAGGGCCAGCUACACCCGGCUGCUUCUGACGCACAGGACGGAGCCAGAGGACAUGAGGACACAGAGCGCGUGAGGCAGAGGGCAGGGCGGCCGGCUCCCCACGCCCCCUCGCUGCUGCUCCCCUGCCCCCAGCUCCUCCCUCAGGCCUCCCCCACCCUCGGACAACCCACACUGCUGAUCCCCAAAGCCACGCUGGCCCCAGGGCACCCGGCUGGGCAAACUGCACCAGCGUCUUCCCGGCUGCCCCGCCCAGUGCCCCAGAACCUUCCUUGGAUCCCCCCAGGUGCCUCCCACCCCAUCCCUCAGCCAGCCCCACGGGCUCCAGCCCCUCCUCGAAGGCAGAUGGGGUCUGCUGGGUGGGCUCCUGGCUCCCUUCCCCACUCAGCCAGCACUGAGCAGGACAUUGUUAGAACAGGGACCCGGAGCCAGGCCUCUCUGGGGCUCCCCGUCCCUGGGUGAAGCCCACUCCUCACCAUGGCCCUGCUCAGUGAGACCUACCCUUCCCCCCUGCCUCCCUUCCCUCCCACACACGUGCCACCCAGACCCUCCUCCUGGUGCGUAAAUGCACACACGCGCUGUGCCCCAGUGCCUUUGCACAUGCCGGCCCCGAUGCCUACAGUGCCCCUACUUCAUCUGGGCUCCUGCAACCCUGGAAGCCCCAGUCCCUCUCGCCACAGCGGUCAGCUGCCCAGAGGGGCGGGGGUGAGGCCGCGAGGGCCCGAGUGCCAGCCAAGGGCCCGUCCUGCUGCCGGGAGCCCCAGCAGAGCCUGGUCGAGGCCGGGCCCGACCCCGCCCGUGGGGGUCUGGAGGCUGCUCCGCUCUGGGAGUGCCUGCCUUGCCCUGGGGCUGCCGGGAGCCCCUCCCUCCCACCCCUCUGUCCUGCAGCCUUCCAGGAAGGCCCGCCUCCGAACAUCCACCUCCUGAAGGUUAAUUUUUAAUGCCACGGUGCUAAAUAUUUGAUGCCGCAGCGUGGACUGAGACCCAUGUUCUCCAUUAAAUGCCACAAAGCGCCCCGA
Messenger RNA from Oryctolagus cuniculus (rabbit), 6893 nucleotides. Lineage: Eukaryota; Metazoa; Chordata; Mammalia; Lagomorpha; Leporidae. The record is from RefSeq and is a predicted model, not a curated record.